CUCUAUGCCAACACUGAGACGGAAAACAUUACUCAUAUCCACGGCUAAUAGAUCCGAAGUAAAAAGAGCUCCUUGUGCAGUGCAGUAUCUGCUGCUAGCUAUUAACGGUCUAUCGGCACGGUCGCCAUUCUUUGUACGAGUGCCUAGACUGGGGGAAACCGCCGAGCCUCUCCAAUAUCAGGGCCUUUUUACUGGCAUAGAAAAGAAAGAAGGAAAACUACAGAAGGACUGCAUGGAUUCCACUCAGUCCGUUUUCGCACUGGUACAGAGCUCGUCGAGGCUCGUUGGCGAGUUCGUUGGAUACGGCCACUGCAUGACGACAUUCGACACAAACGAUGAACAAGGCUGGAUCGAGCAUAUCGUGCAUGACCACUUGGUCUAUAAAUUAUCCACACACUGCAUCUGUUGGUUCUGCGACCAUGGAGAGUACAGCACAGAAACAAACUCGACCGUGGCCGUUGGGCGUGCUAUGCCACACAGAUGCAUCAUAUUGCGAAGUAUUUCUGGACUCAAAACUUGACCGUACGGAAUAUUCGCCCAGACUACUACGUCCUCGACCAUCUGGAUAGCUGCGGGAUUAUCAGGGAGGAUCUGUUCUAUCACGCGGCAGAUUUCUAGGCGCCACCGCCAAUUCCAAAUCUUCAUUCGGCGGGCUGACGGCCCUCUCCAAGCGAGAUGCGGGAGGCUGAGACGCUCCAUGACAGACAUGACCAUAAGCUAAGGAGGGGUAUAGUACCGGUAUAUAAAGCGUCCUCAUUCAUAUUAAUACAAA
Messenger RNA from Ilyonectria robusta, 772 nucleotides. RefSeq lists its product as uncharacterized. The transcript has a single exon. The record is from RefSeq and is a predicted model, not a curated record. Bases 5 to 520 code for a protein of 171 amino acids. Lineage: Eukaryota; Fungi; Ascomycota; Sordariomycetes; Hypocreales; Nectriaceae.